This is a messenger RNA of Amyelois transitella, 2497 nucleotides long. Its product is annotated as kelch-like protein 10. The record is from RefSeq and is a predicted model, not a curated record. Lineage: Eukaryota; Metazoa; Arthropoda; Insecta; Lepidoptera; Pyralidae. The coding region runs from base 1 to 1884 and encodes 627 amino acids. The transcript is spliced from 7 exons. Gene Ontology annotation, molecular function: protein binding.
AUGGAAUUUAAUACGAAACAUAGAAAAUUAUCCAAAAACAAAAAUUCUGUUCGUACUCCCGCAGCCACCAAACAACGUUUAACAAAAAAAAAGACAGUAGCUCGAAAACGAAAAUGCGUGUGCCUUCCUGAAAAUUAUUCGGUAGUAGAAUUCCCAUCAAUAUGGAAUGAACUGCGUCAGAAUGGCCAACUGUGUGAUGGAAAAAUUGUAUGUAGGGAUAUGAAAUCAAUACGAGUGCACAGAGCAAUACUUUCGGCCGUUAGCCCAUAUUUCAAGGCAAUAUUUGUAAAUUCGUUGAAAAAAGGAGAACCGGAGGAAACUGAAAUAUUCGUGGAUGUCCCAAGCUGCUACAUGAGUCUCAUUCUUGAUUACGCUUAUACAGGUACCUGUACGGUAACGGCCGAAAAUGUAGAAUAUUUGUUACCCUAUGCCGACCAAUUCGACAUCGUCGGCGUUAUACAGCUGUGCUGUCAAUUCCUUCUGCAGGAGUUACGGCCGCAUAACUGUCUUGGAAUAUUCAAAUUUGCUAGAUAUUAUUUUUGUGGAGAGCUUGAAAAGAAGGGGAAGUUGUAUAUAAGGCAGAAUUUUAGCAGAAUACUUAAGGAAUGUAAUGAAUUUAAAUCAUUAUCUUAUGAUGAACUUGAAGAUAUUCUGAGGGAUGAUGAAUUGAAUGUUCGUAACGAAGAAAUAGUAUUCCAAGCAGUUAAAACUUGGGUUGAACAUGAUUUGGAAAAUAGAAGAAAAUAUAUUCCAUCACUACUGGCGUGCGUGAGAUAUGGUCAUAUAAGUUAUAAAUAUUUCAAGUCAAAAAUUUUACAAUGGCAGCCAGUGAUAGAUGACGAGAAAUGCCAAGAAGCACUAUAUCCAGCUGUGGUAUUCCUGACAGUUUUAGAUUCAAGGCCUGGUACAGAAGCCGAUCUAAAUGAUCCCUUAGCACGACCACGUAUUCCCUACGAAGUACUGUUUGCUGUUGGAGGCUGGAGUGCCGGAAGUCCAACAAGUUUCGUCGAAACAUAUGACACAAGAGCUGAUCGAUGGUUCCUGUCAAUCCACAUGGACCUUACUCCUCGCGCGUACCACGGCCUGUGCUCCCUGAACAACCUGAUCUACAUGAUUGGCGGCUUCGACGGAAGUGACCACUUCAAUACAGUGAGGUGCUAUGACCCUGUGGCCAACACUUGGCAUGAACGGGCGUGCAUGUAUCAAGCGCGGUGCUAUGUCAGCGUGGUUGCUCACGAUGGACUGAUCUACGCCUUGGGUGGUUACAACGGUCGCACUCGCAUGUCGUCGGUGGAGCGCUAUUACCCCGAUAAGAAUCAGUGGGAGAUGACCACUUCGAUGAACAAGCAGCGGUCUGACGCCUCCGCCGCUUCACUUGGAGGGAAGAUAUACAUCGUGGGCGGUUUCAAUGGGCAAGAAGUGCUGAGUUCAGCCGAAGUUUUCGACCCGGACACAAAGCAGUGGAGUUUCAUCCGUUCCAUGAUCAGCCCUCGGUCCGGGGUCAGCCUCAUAGCGUACCGGGACUGUCUGUACGCGCUGGGAGGGUUCAACGGAUACAGCCGGUUGAAUACUGGAGAGAAGUUCAAUCCCCAAAGAGGCGGCGACUGGCAAGAGGUCACGGAAAUGUUCAGCGCCCGAAGCAAUUUCGCCACUGUAUUGCUGGAUGACAUGAUCUUCGUAAUCGGUGGUUUUAACGGAUCCACAACAAUACCCCACGUGGAAUGCUACGAUGGCGACACCCUGGAAUGGUAUGACGCUGCUCCAAUGAACCUCAACCGUUCAGCUCUGAGCGCGUGCGUGUUGGUCGGCCUUCCCAACGCACGCUCCUUCUCGUAUCUAGCCAAAGCUGUCCCGGCCGCAGGCGCAGAUCAGGCCCAUUCCUGAACCGAAAAUCGCAAAAUACCCACAAACCUACAUUAAUAAAAUCUUAGAAAAUUCCAUUUUAAAUAUAUAACUGUUGCUAAGAUUUUUCGAAUGACUAUCAAGAAAAUUGCUGGCGGCUCUUUAUCUGUGAUAUUUUGAUUGUACAGUUAUCAUUUGAUUAUUCUAUUUUUAUGUAAUUAUCGUAAAUCAUGGUUAAUUAAUAGUUAUUUUAAUGUACAGCUCUUAAUCAUGUUUGUAUUUUAUUUUUAUUUAACGUGCUGUGAUUCGGAAGGGGAAUCGGAACCCCGCGAUAUUUUAUUAUUCAGACGCUAUUUUAGCGAUGGGAAUGCUCGAAAUUUUCAAGUCUUUUUUAUUGUGUAGUUUGUGAUAAAUUUUUAUUUGGUAUUUUUGUGUAUAGUUCGCGUCCGGCAAAUCAGGAUGGCCGCGUUUUGGAUGUUUGUACGAUAUUGCGGUGAGCGAAACAUUCGCUGUGCUGUAGUACCUGUGAUAUUUUCAAUAAAUUGUUAAAGAAAGUUCAAAAAAAUGUAAAAUUUAUUAUUUUUAUUUCGAAAAAUUUACUGUACCUGAUUGAAAUAUUGAGAAAUUGACAAAUAAAGAAAAACCUAUCUAAAUA